Blepharisma stoltei is the source of this 2770-nucleotide messenger RNA. The record is from the annotation of a GenBank genome assembly. NCBI's taxonomy places the organism in Eukaryota, Ciliophora, Heterotrichea, Heterotrichida, Blepharismidae.
AUGGGUAAUUGCAUUCGAACAAACCAAAAAAAGCCCUCAAUUUUAAGAGUAGAGAGUUUUGUUGAUAGAAAAGGAAAUAAAAUAAAAUUAGACUUCAAGAUCUGCAUAUCAAGCAUAAAAAUCCUUGGCCUCAAUAAGGUAUGAUUAAUUUAGGCCAAAGCAAACCUUAUAAUCAAAUUCGACACCGUGAAAUUGAAUUUUGACGAGAAAAACAAUGAAAACGAAGCUUUUGAAUGAAAUGUUGAAAGACGAUUUGACUAUUCCACGCUACUGGAAGCCAUUAACCAGUCAGCAAUGUCUUUAGAAGUGUAUUCUAAUGAAAAAUUAAAGGCAAAAACUGAAAUCAAGAUUUCGUCAAUUGUGAAUGGGCCAGUCCACUAUAGCUUGCCACUAUUUCUGAAGAAGAAAAUGAAAGGCCGAAUAAGCCUUGAUGUUGAAAUGUUAGAGGAAACCAAAACUUAUAUAGAAACAAAUAAUAUUUCUUGCAAGUUUAAUGAGGAAGUUUUUGGCAGAUAUUCUAUGACAGUCAAGUACUCAAGUGACGUUUCCAAAGAAAGCGGACAUUCAGAGGCUACUAAAAGCUUAUCAUGGAAUUAUGAAGAGAUAGAAGAUCCUAGAUAUGUCCCUAGAGUUGAAUUUUGGGCAAAUAUCAAGACUAUCAGGGAUUCAUCAAUACAGAUCAAGAUCCACAAGCAUCAUAAAUCAGGCUAUGAAUUUGCUGGGACCUGCUGACUGAGUUUUAGCAAACUUUUUAAAGAGAGCUCAGAAAUAUAUAGGCCAGAAGGAAGCCAGGAAUCUGAAAGUACAGCGAAAUCAAAGCUAGACAUCUAUGCACUGAAAAAUAGCUUUGAUUGUUCUUAUGUUAAGUCUUUUAAUGAGGGUAUAUGAUUUGAUGGCAGAAGGAUUGGGACUAUUAAAGGAAGCUUGAUAAUUGGAAACUUACCAGUCUUUCAGCAGCUGAUUAUUGGCGUUAGUACCGAGGAUGGGGUGCUGCCCCAGGGAUCACUAUAUACUUAUGCGAGAAAUUCUAUUUUUCAAAGAACAGUUAUACCUGAAGAGAUCCACAAAAUAACUGAAUUUACUAGGAAAUUAAAGAAAAGCAUGAUUUCGAAGCAGAUUGAAGUCAAUCCAAUAAUAAGCGAAAGGCUGCUGUUUGAGGAAAGAAAAUUAAUAAUAGAUUCACUUAUCGAUUUAUUGAACUAUUCCCAAAAAGAAUCAAUGAAAUGCUUCUUGUAUAGCAAUGAAGAAGCAGUUCUCAAAGCCCAAGAUCUUUUCAUUGAGCUUGGAAGCAAUUUAAUUGAAUACAUAGACAGUGUUACUUAUGAUAUAAAGCCUUAUUUUUUCUCAUGCUUAACUCACUUAAUAAAACGAGGAGAGUUAGCUAUUGGAUAUCUUGCAUUUGCAAAAGGAAGUAAAAAUUUUUCAUCGCAAAAGACGGAAAUCGCAGCGAGAUAUCUGUCUAUUAUGCAUAGAAUGCUAAAAAUUUCUUUAACCUACUUCGUCUUAAAAGGACUAGAUGAGUUGAUUCAAGAAUUUGUGUACUGCAUCCUCGUGAAGGCUUGGUUCCGAAUUCCUGAAUUUAGAAAAACAAUGAUGGACUGCUUGAGGCGAAAAUCUUUUUACCCAAUCGAAGAAUGACGAAACUUAGAAAUUGAUUUGGAAGAUGAGAAACCCCAAAGUGAAGUGAUUUCAAUUUUUGAUUGGCAAAGCAGCUUUUAUGCAAUGCUUCCAAGUGAAAUCAAAUUUGAUCAGCUCCAGUCUUGCAUUUCUGAAUCAAGUUGGAAAAAAAAGAUGACCAAGCGAGGACUUGAAUUUUUCAAGUUUCUAAAAGAAUGAGUCGAGCAGGUAAAUGGCCAAGUGGUUUCCCAGAAUAUCCGCUGGGCCAAUAUACCUGGCUACCCUUUCCUGCUUAAGUGCAUGCUAUUGGAAAUGAAAGAAAGAGAAAUACUAAAGUACCCAGAUAUUUUGGUAAGCUCCAUAUGCAGCAUGCUUCAUAAUUCCAAAAUUAUUAACGCUUUGGUAAAGAUAUUAUUUGAAAAAACUAACAUCUACAGUGCCAAAACUGUGCAGGAAACUUUUAAGCUGUUAGGAAAAUUUUUUAAAACAAUGUAUACCUAAUUAGAAAUAGAUGGCUACUGGUUACUUUAAUAUUAAAUAGGAUAAUGACAAAUGUUUUUAUUAAUUAUAAUAGGGAUAUGAAUAUAAAAGGAAAAUCCCUUCAUCAUUUGACACUGAUUUCUUUGUAAAGGGAAUAAAGGUAACUAUUAAUUGUGAUAUUGGGCUGAAUAUUGCAAAGUGUCUUGAAUUUUUUUAUUGAAAUUAUCAUAUGAUUAAAGACAAUUUGAGGAAAGAAAUUAUUUACUCUCUUCUUUUAAAAAAGCAGUUCAAAAGGCUUUUCCUCCACUGGCACUCUGAAGUGCGAAAGGUCUUUUGCUAUUUACUCAUUUUUCGGAUAUUAUCACUUGAGUUUUUAUCAUUCGAGACUUCGGAAGAUUCGGAUACUUUGCUAGAUGGCAAAAUAAAAAAAAAGGUUGCAUAUAAACUUGCGAAGCUAGAAGAAAUUGACGACCCAGAGCAGCUCCCUUAUCUCAAAGCUGCAAAAGAGCAGUAUGCGUUAAUUGGUGAAGAGUAUGCAAGAUGAUCGAGUAGGAUUCCAAAAUCUCCUAGGACCUUGCUCUAUGGCUGGAGUGACUCUUUCCCAUAUCCCGAAAUCCGGGUGAAAGCUGCAUUUGUGGAUCUAGGUGAGAAGCACAUAGACGAUAUUUGAUAG